CUGCUGAGGUCUAGCUGCGUCGGAAAGUGGGAUCAAUCAUGGUUUCUUGAAUUGAAUCUUUCUUCGUCUCUUCUUACAACUCGACUCCCGCUAUUCCACCCGCACCUUGACCAGUCCACACAGCAUUGGGCGAGUGAAGGAUUUUGCCUCGUAUUCUCGUUGCUCAUCACCACAGAAUCCCGCCUCUUCUUCGGCUCCGCACCAUCAAUCGAUUCGUCGUACCGUCUCUCUUGUUGGGUGGGGCUAGCUACAACAAUCGUCAUAACAAUGUCCACCCAACCUCUACUUCAAACCGCUCCCGGCAAGCGCAUCGCCCUCCCCACCCGCGUCGAACCAAAAGUCUUCUUUGCCAACGAGCGUACCUUCCUCUCGUGGCUCAACUUCACCGUCAUUCUCGGUGGUCUCGCCGUCGGACUGCUCAAUUUCGGCGACAAAGUCGGUCAGAUUAGCGCUGGUCUAUUCACACUUGUUGCUAUGAUGGCCAUGGUGUACGCCUUGUUCACCUUCCACUGGCGCGCGAAGAGCAUUAGGCAGAGGGGUCAGGGCGGCUUCGAUGAUCGUCUGGGCCCUACUGUGCUCGCUAUCGCCUUGCUCGCUGCCGUUGUUGUAAACUUCAUUUUGAGGGUCACUGUUAGCGAAAAGAAGAAUUGA
Periconia digitata is the source of this 651-nucleotide messenger RNA. NCBI's taxonomy places the organism in Eukaryota, Fungi, Ascomycota, Dothideomycetes, Pleosporales, Periconiaceae. The record is from the annotation of a GenBank genome assembly.